Molecule: messenger RNA, 4296 nt
Organism: Nicotiana tabacum (common tobacco)
Lineage: Eukaryota; Viridiplantae; Streptophyta; Magnoliopsida; Solanales; Solanaceae
Source: RefSeq, a predicted model, not a curated record
AAAUUGUCUUACCCUUCUCUUCCCAGUAGCAAAGCAGCUAAUCAUUUUGGACUUCACCCAGCGGUGAGAGAGAUGGGAGGGGGAAUGGAGUACAACAAGAACCGGUGGAUAGAGGAAUGGGGAGCGGCUAGGGAGAACCUUGAGCACAACUUCCGAUGGACUCGUCGGAACCUCGCUAUCGUCGGUAUCUUCGGUAUUGCUGUCCCUGUCUUGAUUUACAAGGGAAUCGUCAAAGAGUUCGUAAGUCCCUUUUUCCUUUUUCAUUUGGAUCUGCUUUUGUACUAUUGGUUUCUAUUGUAUUAUGCUUUUUUAUUGUGAUAUUCCUUUUUUUUGGUUUUGAUUCAGAUUCUAAAUUUGAUUAUUGAAUAAUUUGUAAAAAAAUAAUCUUUUCGCUAGAGAAAUAUGUGGGCACAAGUAAGAAAGUGUACUUUAUCUUGGCCUGUUUGGUUUGAAUUAUUUAGGAAUUUGAUUAUUAGAUAAAUGGUUAAAAUAUAAUCAAAUUCAAUGAAAUGAUGGUUUUAUUUGCUCAAUAUCUUUUGGACAGUAAUAAGACACUAAUUCUGAUUGUGAUAAAAGAUAUGUUUAAACCAUGUAAAUUGAUCCAAACCAAAAAUGCCCAUAUAGUAACCAAACAUUCUGGUGACAAUUUUGAACUUUUAGUAUGUCUAGAACAUAGAGGCUGCAGAUGAAUAUGUAAUAUACUUGGAGAUUUUGGUCUACAUUCUAUGUCAUUUUCACUUUAAGAGAUAUGUUUGUUAUGAUAAGCUAACAGUGUAGAUCAGAAUGCAACAGUGCUAAAAUUCUGCUUGAGUGAUUGACUGCCUUUCGGCGGUUUUUUCUCUUCAUGCACAGUUGAUUUAAUAAUGUUGCUCUGGAGGGUUUACUCUUGUGUCAUUCACUUUAUCUAUAUUAUUAUCGGCUUACUGCCUAUAUGCCUGUCGUAAAGAUAAGAUGCCUUUACGUGUCUGCAUUUGCAUGACAUUAGGGUCAUGAAGACCAAUAUGUUCCUCCUAUGAUUGGCAGUGAACCUGGAAUUUAAUGCAGACUGUGCUUAUAUGCACUACAGAAGAAACCUGGAACCUAGAAGACACUGUAAAAGAGUUCUAAAACGUGGACACUGAAAGUAUCUUUCAAUGACCAAAUGCCCAUUUUCAUUUUUUUAUAAUCUAGCUAAGCAUACACAGUUAACUGAUCAUAGUUUUACACUUUGACAAGUGAAGGAACAUGUUAAAGAAUUAAGUGGUGUAAAUAUUUAUGUGAUAUUUGAGUGUUACGUAGCAAUCCGGACACCACCUAAUUAGCCAUACGUACCUGAAGAAUGGGCUGUGAACCAAUGUUUUCUCACUUAUAUAAGUAAAAAUUGGAAAGCUAAAGAUGUAAUAGUGGUCAUUUCAUCCUCUUCUUUUCACUUCUAUCUAACUUUAAGAUUGACCGAAGUUUCAAGUGUUCUAAUUGUUUGACAUAAAAGAAACUCUUAGUGAUUUCAGAUUGGAAAGAGUGGACACCACUCUAUUCCCAAUCUGAAAGCACUCCAUUGUCUUCAUCUUUUUUUUUUUUUUUCCGAUAAAAUUUCUUGUGUUGAAUGUCACGAGAACUAGUUGCUUGAAAAACUUAUCUGAAAAAGAGAAAUAGCUGAUUCAAAGGUGCUUGUUAAUUAUCUUUGGAUAAGAAGGCUUGUUACGAAUUAAGUUGUAAGAUAUUAAGAUGAAUAUGGACUAGGAAAAAGACCAAAAAUGUUGGGAGGAAUAAAACAACAAAAACUUUAACUAAGUAGAUAUAAAUACCGGAAAUAUCUUAGUUACAACUUACAAGAUAAGUUCAGAAAUGACCAACCAAAACUAGUUUGAUAGACACACUUUUGAUAGAAAGUUGAAAGGAUGGAGUAGAUGGCAAACUGGAUGAGGGAUCAAAUGAAUAUGGGGCAAGAGCGCAGUGUACUGACAAGGGGGAGGUUGAGCAUGAUGAAUUUUUGUGGUGGUUGAUAUGGGAAGUUGUGUGAAACAGUAGUCUUCAGAUUAGCAUGAUCAUUGUUUCGAAGAGGCCUUGCUUUGCAGCACAUCUCCAAAAUUGAAAAAUAGAAAAGGAUCUGGACGGCGUAGGGGCUGAGGGUGUAGGAGUGAGUGGGCUUUCAUCAUUGCUAAAAAAGAGGGUGAAUUGGCAGGAGAAGGAAAAAAAAAGGUCUUCAAGUGAAAACACAAUCUUUUGAGAAAGGAUUAGGCCUUAUCUCCAGAAUUCUUUCAAACACUUGGAAAGAAAAACAAUUACCAAAGAUUUUUGUGCCUACCGUAUAUUACCAUAUUCCUCUUGUUUUUUCGAAUUUGGGAAACAAAAUGUAUAUGAAUGGUUUCUAUGUACAAUCUAAUCUGUAAUUUACUAAUAGUAGAAAGCAAAUCUAAGCUAAAUGAUCAAAAAUGUGCUGUAGAAAUAUAGUAAUAAGAGUAAUAAUAAUAAAGUUUCUUAGGUGCAUCGUUGUAUGCCAUGAGUAGACAAGAACCAGAGUUUUGAUGUGGUUGCACGAUGACGCUAAAAGAGACAACCCAACUGAAACAUUCUAACAAUCAACUAUACCUCAGUCCUUCGCAUAGUUGGGGCCAAUAAUAGGAAUCCUUUGUAAUCUUUCUCUUUGUGGAUUCUCUACUUAUUGGUAUACCAUUUUGUAAAAGAAACAACUGUACAGUCUAGUAGUUAAUUUAAUACUGUGUAGUUAGUUAGUUAGUGAAUAGUAUAAAUAGAAGUUAGCUAUGUGUACAGUAGCUGAGAGAAUAAGUUGGAACGGUUUUUCUUCCAAUACAGAGAAUAAAGCUCUCAUUUCUUCUUCACCGACUUUCUUCUUCUUCUUCCGCCAUGGCUGCGUAGCUCAACAUGGUAUCAGAGCCUCAAGGCUAGAUCGAGUAACUCAGCAGCUUCAGGAGAGGAAGAUCGCUGGUUAAUAGCUUCCUUUCUCUGUUCCUUUCAAUUUUUCAGCAAUUUCCUUGAAGUUAGGGUUCGCUUGAUUAGUGUCGAUUUCUGUUGAAUUUGAGUCAUUUGCGAACUAAAUCAUCUCAUUUAUGGGAGAGCAAUACGAUCUAUACUGUCUACAAUGGCAAUCGAUGAUGGAAUCUCGACUUCAACUCCUCCUAUGGCGACUGCAACUCAGGCUCAAGCACUACUUCCUCCAGAUCUGGUACAUCAUAAUCAUCCUCUGUAUAUUCAUCCUUCAGAUACUCAAGGAUCUGUUCUUAUCUCAAUUCAACUUCAAGGUUCUGAAAAUUACUUAAUUUGGGGUCGGUCAAUGAAGAUUGUUUUACAUGGUAAAAACAAACUAGGUUUUGUUUUAGGAACCUGUAGAAGAGAAAUGUAUGAAUCUACCUUACAUGAACUUUGGGACAGAUGCAACGCUAUUGUUCUAGCUUGGAUAAUGAACUCAGUAUCUCCUAGUUUAAUUAGUAUUGUGAUUUAUGCAUCUGAUGCUCAUAAGGUGUGGGAAGAUCUCAAAGAGAGGUUUGAUAAAGUGAAUGCCUCUAGAGCUUGUUAUUUACAUAAAGAGAUUGCUGCAUUAACUCAAGGCAUAUCUUCUAUAUCUGUGUAUUUUUCGAAACUUAGGGAAUUGUUGGAUGAGUAUGAAACUCUAGCCCCUCCUCCUUCGUGUGAAUGUCCAGAGUCUGUCAACAUUAUCAAUUGCAAAAGCUAUAUAAGUUCUUAACAUGACUGAAUGAUUCCUAUGAGAAUGCCAAGGAUCAGAUUCUUAUGACAAGGCCUUUACCAAACAUAAACCAAGCAUAUGCUAGGCGUAAUAGUUUCCUGGCCACUUAAACUUGUAGGGCUUUUGAAAGUCGAUACACGAACUUUGAAUAUUUCCAUUUGAACACUCCAACUUGACAAAAUGAGUACUAAUAAAAACAUUCAUCAGAGCGUGUAUAUCAAUUGCGCUGACAUGUACAACACAUCAUGCUAAGCUAUUUAUUAUUUGCCAUGUAUUAUUUGUGGGUCCCAUUUUUAAAUACAAAAUCAGAAAAAAAAAGUUACAAAUACAAAAAAGGAACGUGAAGAGAGAUCUGCAUCGGCGCCACAACAGCAGCAGAAGUGACGAUGGAGGCAGCGAAAACCGUGAAAGAUGUUUCCCCUCACGAAUUUGUGAAGGCUGAUGCCGCUCACCUCAAGCGUUCCGGCAAGAUGGAGCUUCCCGAGUGGACUGAUCUCGUCAAGACUGGUAAACUCAAAGAGCUUGCUCCAUAUGACCCUGAUUGGUACUAUAUUAGAGUUGCUUCUAUGGCAUGGAAGAUCUAUUUGAGGGGUGGUAUUGGUGUUGGUGGAUUC